UGUUUUUUUUUUUUUUUUUUUUCACACCCUCAGCCACUUGACCCACGAGACCCGCCUCCGUCCUUUUUAACGGCUCUCACACACACACACACACAGCCAGCGGCCGUUAAAAGGGACGGAGGACACAUGUCUCCGUGUCUCCCCCUCAUGUAUCCUUCAUGCUGUUAGAGCCGCUCCGCUCGGCCCGAGCAGCUCCGGUUCACGGUGUUCAUGGACCCCGAGGCUCCGCGGCGCGCUGCUCUCUGACGGGCUCAGAGGCUCUCCCACCGCGGGGCUCGAACCUGCGACCUUUCUGUCUCUUUGCCUCCUCCGGUGCGCGCGUCAUGUCUUUUGGCACAAACACAAGAACGGGCUUCUCGGUGCGGGACAUCCUGGACCUGCCGGACCCCGCAGGGAGGUGCGGCUCCGGGACCGAGGAGGCGGAGGAGGACGACCCGGAGGAGGCCCACGCGGAGGUUCCGGGCUCCGGGAACGCGCAGAAACUGGGAUUUAGCGGCCGGAGUUUGUGCGGGCGCGGCGGGGGAAGCUACGGCAGGUGGAGCCGCGGAUCCGGGAACCUGCACUUCUCACUACACGGGAUCUCCUUAGAGUCCCGCGCGGAGCCCAAGUCCCCGGAGCUCUCCACGGACGAGUCCCCGGACGCGGCGGCGGGCGGCGCGGCGCAGAAGAGCCGCGGCAGGAAGCGGCGCGUGCUCUUCUCCAAGGCGCAGACCUUCGAGCUGGAGCGCCGCUUCCGGCAGCAGCGCUACCUGUCGGCCCCGGAGCGGGAGCACCUGGCCGGGCUGAUCCGCCUCACCCCGAACCAGGUGAAGAUCUGGUUCCAGAACCACCGCUACAAGAUGAAGCGCGCCGAGCACUGCGGCUCCGACGCGCUGCAGCUGCUGCCGGCGCGCCGCGUCGCCAUCCCGCUGCUGGUGCGGGACGGGAAGUCCUGCGAGCGGAUCACAGCGCAGGACCUGGAGGUGACGCUCCGCUCCGGCCUCGGCCUGCCUCUGUGCGCCUACUCCCCGCUGCUGCACCCGGCCUACGGCCCGGAGCACGCCGCGCUGCCGCAGCAGCAGCUGGCGCACAUGUACCACUGGAGCUGGUGAGGCGGACUUUCUCUGAGGGACAAAAACCUGAACCACCAACAAGUCCACGUUAUAAACUCAUGAUCGGCCUUAACGUAAAUGUUUAAAUUCGCUAAAAAAAAGAAAGAAAAGAAAGCCCCCUAAAAUGAUUAAAUGCCACUAUUCAAAAAGCGACAAAAUUCCAUCUUUUUUUAAUGGAGUUUGGUUUGAUUUUCUAGAAAGAAUGAGUGUUUUCAAUGCAAUUUAAUAGAUUAUUUGGAGUUUGGUUUGUGACACAAAGUAAGACGGAAUAAAACAUGUUAGGUGAGAAAAUUUAGAUUUUAAAGUUAAAGUAUU
Centropristis striata (black sea bass) is the source of this 1406-nucleotide messenger RNA. RefSeq names its product homeobox protein Nkx-2.2a-like. Bases 159 to 1091 code for a protein of 310 amino acids. Gene Ontology annotation, cellular component: nucleus. The record is from RefSeq and is a predicted model, not a curated record. Lineage: Eukaryota; Metazoa; Chordata; Actinopteri; Perciformes; Serranidae. Gene Ontology annotation, biological process: cell differentiation; regulation of transcription by RNA polymerase II. The transcript has 2 exons. Gene Ontology annotation, molecular function: DNA-binding transcription factor activity, RNA polymerase II-specific; RNA polymerase II cis-regulatory region sequence-specific DNA binding.